This is a messenger RNA of Racocetra fulgida, 556 nucleotides long. The record is from the annotation of a GenBank genome assembly. Lineage: Eukaryota; Fungi; Glomeromycota; Glomeromycetes; Diversisporales; Gigasporaceae.
AUGCUAUUUUCUGAUAUUGAUGAAACUUUAAGCCGUUUUUUUACACCUGCAAUGCUGGAAGUUCAGUGUGCUAAAAUUAAAAGCUGUUUAAAUUACCAAGCUAUUUCUAUUAUGAAAGAAGAUAUUAUUAGAUAUCAAGAGUUUGAUUUAGAAACUUCUGAGUUUAUUAAGGAUGAUGAAGAUCUAAUGCAAAUUUUAGUAAAUAAUAUAUUGAAAAAUGUAGAUACCAAACCUUAUUAUGUCACUAAAAAAUUUAAUAAAGAUUAUCAACAACCUGCAAAACUAGCAAAUUGCAAUAUUAACAGAUUGUUUAUAUCUUUAAUUAAUAUUCAAGAAGAAAGAUAUGAUGUUAUUGAUGAAAGAAAAUUAUAUGGAGAAUUAUGGGAUGUUGCACGAUCUAUUACACAAAAGGCUUUAUUAGCUAAUAUUCAAAAGAAUGAAUUAGAAAACAAUAAUAUUAGUGAUGACUUGUAUGAUGAUAAUAGAAAAAGGAAAAUAAUCAAAGAGUUAAAAUCGAAUAAACGUCGAAAUCAGUGUGAUAAUUGUGAUGAAUAUG